AUGCCCAGCUCAUCUAUCCUCUCCGAAUUCACCUUCACCAAUUUAGGCCCCCUGACCACAACCUGGACUGCCCCCGCCAGCUGCGCCACCGUAACGGACGAUGUGAAAAUAGGCUAUUCCUCAUACAUAGGCCAGGCAAUCUGGGACUUGAGCUGCCAGGUUAAAGAAAACAGCUGCGUUCCAACUGGGACAUCCGAAGACCCUGCACUAGUUACCGGCUUGAGUCCAACAAACUUCUACCAAGGAGCAUACUUCUCGCCGGGCCUGUAUUGUCCAUCUGGAUGGACUACGGCUGGCGUUGCUUCGCGCAAUGGUACUCAAACUGUUACUUCGUCUGGGGAUCCAUUUAGUGUGACUUCCGCUGUGCCGACGUCUUUCGAUGUGCCUCUUAUGAACAAUCCCGCCAAUAUCCUCAUGCAACUCCUGGAACCGAAUGAGACGGCUAUAGUUUGCUGUCCGAGUUCAAUGACCGCCGGCCCCUUCAUCGGAUGCUACUCAACCCUCCCCGAUUACAAGAUAUCUACCGCCUGCAUAGACUACGUCCCGAGUGGGGAUCUCCAAGCCGUUAACCAGACAUUCUGGUACUACGGACAGACGGUCGUUGGGAAACUCUACUCGCUCACGGGUAGUGUAUCUCUCACUGACACUCAAGUCGUUACUUUCUCGCCAAGCCAGACUAGCACUCUCGUCGCAUACUCGGUUUUGCCAUUCGCGGCGUUCAUUCACAAACCCGCGGACUAUCCGGCAACUGCGACGGCGGCAGCUACGUCUAAUGCUGCGGUGAGAAUGUCAUCUACGAAGGGGUCGUGGGAUGUUAUGGGUAUUUUGGUUGUGAGUAUUCUGGGUAUGGCUCUUGGGGCUGCGAUUGUCUUGCCUGUUUGA
Penicillium daleae is the source of this 882-nucleotide messenger RNA. RefSeq lists its product as uncharacterized. NCBI's taxonomy places the organism in Eukaryota, Fungi, Ascomycota, Eurotiomycetes, Eurotiales, Aspergillaceae. The coding region runs from base 1 to 882 and encodes 293 amino acids. The transcript has 2 exons. The record is from RefSeq and is a predicted model, not a curated record.